Messenger RNA from Sclerotinia trifoliorum, 3097 nucleotides. NCBI's taxonomy places the organism in Eukaryota, Fungi, Ascomycota, Leotiomycetes, Helotiales, Sclerotiniaceae. The record is from the annotation of a GenBank genome assembly.
AAGUUGAAAGGAGUACUGGCGGCGUACCUAGGUAGUUACAGUAGCUUCCCAUAAAAAAGGCGCUAAAUAGCGGCCGAGCAAAACCGCGAACCUUUUUUGGAAUUGACAAAUGCGAUCUUCAUCCUUGCUUUUGGUAACACUCAACCACGAAUUCGUUAUUUCGUCUUCAACUUUAUCAAUAUGAACGGUGUUAAUGGUCACGCAGCUGCCUCUGCGCUCUGGCAGGAAGCAAGAAAUGCAGAUGGACGAGUUUAUUACUACAACACUAUCACGAAAGCGACGCAAUGGACCAAGCCCGAAGAUUUGAUGACACCUGCAGAGGUAUAAUUCUUCACUCCAUUCGAUCAUUUAUCAUAUAUCUUUUACUGACAAGUUUCGCAGCGUGCGCUAUCGAAUCAGCCAUGGAAAGAGUAUACGGCCGAAGGAGGGAGGAAAUAUUGGUACAACACUGAGACGAAGCAAAGCUCAUGGGAAAUGCCAGAUAUAUACAAGGAGGCUUUGUCAAAAGAGACGGCUUCGCCAGCAGUUGCUGCCGCCACGUAUGUACUUCUUGAGAAACGCUUUGGAUGCCAUUCUAACUUUGAUUCCAUAGAGUGCCAACCUUCGUCGCAGGAGGUGGCUUUUCGGCAUCUCAGUAUGACCAACCACGAGACAGAGAACCUUUAGGAGAAGCUCGUCAAAUCGCAUAUGGCAAUGAUGUUAAUGGAAGUCGCGCCCAAGCUUUUGUACCUGCUAACAACGAUCCCGAUUAUUCUACUUUUGAAGAAGCAGAAGCAGCUUUCCUCAAGCUUUUGAAGCGACACAAUGUUAAACCUGACCUUACGUGGGAAGAAGUUAUGCGAUCGAUUAUCAAGGAUCCUCAAUACCGAGCUCUCAAAGACCCCAAGGAUCGAAAGGCUGCGUUUGAGAAGUAUGCUGUUGAGGUUCGGCUGCAAGAAAAGGAUCGUGCAAAGGAGAGGCUUGAGAAGCUCAGUUCUGAUUUUGCUACUAUGCUGAGAAGCCAUCCAGAAAUUAAACACUACACCCGAUGGAAGACAGCUCGGCCUAUCAUCGAAGGGGAAACGAUUUUCCGUUCCUCGAAUGACGAUGAUGAAAGACGACAAUUAUUUCAAGGUUAUAUCAUGGAACUUAAGAGGGCAAAUAUGGAAAAAGAGGCCGCAAUGAGAAAGGCAGCAAUGGAAGAUCUUGUUGAUCUUUUAAAAGCGUUAAAUCUUGAACCAUAUACAAGAUGGUCAGAAGCACAAGGUAUCAUCCAGUCACAUCCACGUUUCCAAGGUGAUGAGAAAUUUAAGACACUCAGCAAAUCGGAUAUGUUGACAGCGUUUGAGAACCACAUCAAAUCUCUUGAAAAGACAUUCAAUGAUGUUCGACAGCAGCAGAAGACUCAAAAGCUAAGGAGAGAGCGUCAGAAUCGAGAUCGGUUCAUGGGUCUUUUGCGGGAACUUAAAGCUGGAAACAAAAUCAAGGCAGGAUCAAAAUGGAGUCAAAUUCAUCCUUUGAUUGAGAAUGAUGACAGGUACGUUGCUAUGUUGGGUCAGUCAGGAUCUUCUCCUCUGGACCUAUUUUGGGAUGUGGUUGAGGAAGAAGAACGCGCAUUGCGUAGCACACGAAAUGAUGUAUUGGAUGUUCUUGAUGUAAGUUUGGUAUGCUCUUAAUGCGAUAAAACUCCACUGACCGCUUGCCAGGAUAAACGGUUUGAAAUCCAGCAAAAGACUCCAUUUGAAGAGUUCCUAGCAUUAAUGCAGAAUGAUCGAAGAACUGCUAACAUUGACCGAGACUCAUUGUUGCUAAUAUUUGAUCGCGUCAGUACCCUCCCCUUACCACAAACGACCCUUAGCUUACCUUGGAUAGUUACGUGAAAAGAUUUCUCGAAGAAACGAAGAUGACAAGCAUCAAGCAGAGCGCCAUCAACGCCGAGCCGUGGAUAACUUGAGAUCUUAUAUUAAGCAUCUCGAACCUCCUGUUCGCAUUGGCGAUGAGUAUGACCGAGUUCGCUCUCGUUUCGAAGGAUCGGAAGAAUACCUUGCCGUACCAACCGAUGAACUUCGGCGCUCUGCUUUUGAUAAGGUAAUUCGUCGGCUUAAAGAAAAAGAAGAAGACGCCGAGAAGGAUCGUAGCAAGCGCCGUGAUAGAGCUUCAGUCGAUCGUCCAACUCACAAAGACCGUGAACGAGAGCGAGGACAUCGUGGCUCCGCUCGGCAUGAUAGGCGUAGCCGCUCACCAGAGCCUGAUGCAUAUGAAGCAGAUAGACGAAAAGCUAUUGCUGACCGCGAGAAGAACUACCGAAAAGGUGGCAUGGCUGACACGUUGCUUUCUCCAAGUCGUCGUGAUAGGCGUGAUCCUGAUAUCCAUGAUCGUGAACGCGAGCGUGAUAGACUGAUGCGGGAUCGUGAUCUCGACAAACCCCGCAGCAGACGAGAAGAUUCAAUGAGUCAUUACGAGCGAGAAAGGAGAGAUCGCGAGGACGAGAGAGAGAAGCUCUACAGAAGACGUGGGGAUCCUCGAGGUAGCAUCGAUGAGUUGCCUUACGGCGAUGAACGAUCAAGUACACCGAGAAAAAGGAGAGAAAGUGAAGUAGAUAUUCGUAGGGAUAGUAAGGUCAGUCACAUCGUCUUGUUAUUUACUCUUCGUACACUCAAAACUAUUUUCUUUACAUUCAAAGACUAACGUAAAUUCCGAGAACAGAGAACCAGAAGGGAAAACACACCUAAACAACGUGAGCGCUCCCCAGUUCCCCCACGUGAACGGCGUCACAGGACUAGGACACCACCGGCUGCGAAAAUACCCGCCAAGGAAGAGCCUGCUGUCCAUUCGGGUAGCGAGGAAGGUGAAAUCGAGGAAGAAUAGAGGAAUUAGUUGGACCUCUUUUUAAUGACCAAGGUUAUCAUGCACCAAUUAGAUUGAAGAAAAUUCGCCAUAACUGUACGUAUCCGCACGCACCGUACUUCUAUUUUUGGCUUGAUGAUAUUGGCAAGCAGGCAGUUUUCGACCACAUGGUAUUCAGCAAACGAGUUGUAUUGCUGAGUUUGAGCAACGGAGACGAGAGAUCAAGGCGAGGUAAAACGAAGAACAGGACGAGCAUGAAAAAUUCGGUGUG